AUGGAAAACCUCGCGGAGAACGAUAUGCUGGUCGACGACUAUGAGCAAUAUUCCAAUGAGAAGACCGAUGUCGUCGUUGUCUCCCGCUCGGGCUCCGAUGAGCCCGAGCCUACGCUGUCCGCCGCUGACCAUACGGCAAUGAUGGCGCGAGUCCUCCCCAAGAACCCUGACCUUGAGACCCUAGAAGAGGUGUACAACACAUGGCACAUCGAGAACUGGAGGAAGAUGGAUAGAAAGUCACACGGUCCGAUCUUCAAGUGCGGCGGGUCGUCUUGGCGCAUUCUCUUCUUCCCAUACGGAAACAACUCGGAGCACGCUUCGCUCUACCUUGAACAUGCAGAGGAAGGCGAGCAGCCAGAGAACUGGUAUGCCUGUGUACAAUUUGCACUGGUUCUGUCGAAUGUGAAGGAUCCCUCAAUUUACUUCUCCCAUGUUGCAACCCAUCGAUUCACUGCUGAUGAGGGCGACUGGGGUUUCACUCGAUUCUAUGACCUCCGGAGUCUGUUCAACGAAGCGUGGAAGGACAAGAAUGUUCCGCUCGUCCAGGAUGAGGAGGCUAAUGUGACUGCCUAUGUCCGCGUGGUCAAGGAUCCUACCGGUGUUCUCUGGCACAGCUUCCAGAACUACGACUCCAAGAAGGAGACCGGCAUGGUGGGCCUUCGCAACCAGGGUGCUACUUGCUACCUCAACUCCCUUCUCCAAUCUCUAUAUUUCACCAAUGCUUUCCGCAAGGCUGUAUACGAUAUCCCUACAGAGCAGGAUGCUUCUCGCGAGAACAGUGCUUGGACCCUGCAAAGACUAUUCUACAAUCUUCAGACAAUGGAAAAGGCAGUGGCAACAACUGAACUGACCGGCUCCUUUGGCUGGGAUUCGAGACAGGCCUUUGAGCAGCAAGACGUCCAAGAGCUGUCGCGAAAGCUGAUGGAGCGCUUGGAGGAGAAGAUGAAGGGCACCGUUACUGAAAAGGCCCUGCCUGAGUUGUUCGUCGGAAAGACCAAAACUUAUAUCUCUUGCAUUAAUGUCGAUUACGAGUCCUCUCGUAUUGAAGAUUUCUGGGAUAUCCAGUUGAACGUUCGGGGAAACAAGACUCUGGAUGACAGCUUCCGGGACUACAUCCAGGUUGAGACGCUGGAAGGCGAGAACAAGUAUGAUGCAGGUGCUCCAUACGGGCUCCAGGAUGCCAAGAAGGGUGUCAUCUUUGAAAGCUUCCCACCCGUCCUGCAUCUUCACUUGAAACGGUUUGAAUACGACCUUAAUGCCCUGACGAUGAUGAAGGUCAAUGACCGCCAUGUCUUCCCGAUGGAGUUUGAUGCCGCCCCUUACCUUUCCGCCAAUGCUGAUAAGUCGGAGUCCUGGGUCUACGAGCUGCAUGGUGUGCUCGUCCACAGCGGUAGCCUCGAUGCGGGCCACUACUAUGCAUUCUUGAAGCCGACCAAGGAUGGCCACUGGUACCGCUUCGACGAUGACCGGGUCAACCGUGCUACCGAGAAGGAGGUUCUGGAAGAAAACUAUGGAGGAGAGUACGAAUUCGCCAACGGAACAACCGGUGUUCGUCAGCCCUACACGCAUAGGUACUCCACCAAGCGGUCCAUGAAUGCCUACAUGUUGGUUUAUGUUCGGAAGACCCGAUCGGACAACGUCCUUCUCCCCAUCACCGACGAAGCUGUUCCCUCUCACAUUGCACAGCGUGUCGCCGAGGAUCGAGCGGAAAUGUUGCAAAGACAAAAAGAGAAGGAUACGGCUCAUUUGUACAUGAAACUUGGUGUUUUGACCGAAGAGACUUUCCGAAACCACCACGGCUUCGAUCUGACCAGCCUGGAUCUUCCAAUGGAAGACCCUGGUCUGCCGGAUAUAUACCGGAUUCUUCGCACUAAGAAACUUGGCGAGAUUGCACAGGAUAUCGCCGACGAGCGCGGUAUCGAUGUAGACUCUAUCCGGUUCUGGACGAUGGUUAGCCGUCAAAACAAGACGACCCGCCCCGACCAGGUCCUCACCAACAUGGAAAUGACGGUCGAGGAAGCUCGCAUCAAGUACGGGCCCCGCAGCCCCGCCCGCAAGGACCCCCGCAAGGAAGACCCUCUUUUCCAACUGUGGAUGGAUGUGUCGCCUCUAGACCCUAAUGGGAAGCCCGAAGAAUGGCCUUCUGAUGAUUUCGUCUUGAUUUUCCUGAAGAACUUCGACGUGAACACCCAAACCUUGUCCGGUAUUGCCCCCAUCCAUGUUCGCAAGAACCAAAGGGUGCAAGAUUUGGCGCCCACCAUUCUUUCAAAGAUGAAUUGGCCUGCCGGGACGGACUUUAUGCUGUUUGAGGAGAUCAAGCACGAUAUGAUCGAUGUGAUGAAGCCCAAGCAGACCUUCCAACAGUCGGAGAUUCAGGAUGGCGAUAUCAUCACUUUCCAGCGAACCGUGAAGGACUCGGAGCUUCCGUCGACGGCUCUUUACACUGAUGCCAGGCAAUACUACGAUUACCUUCUCAACCGCAUAGUCGUCGAGUUUCGCCCUCUGAAGGGGGAUGAUCGUGAUGGGUUCACCCUGGGGCUUAGCCGCAAGACGACCUAUGACCAGUGGACGAAGAAGGUGGCCGAACAUUUGAACGUGGAGCCUACUCACAUUCGGUUUGCGCCCGUUAUGGUCACCGGCGGCGGGGCCAAGGCUUUCCUUAAGCGGACCACUACCGCUACCCUGGCUCAAACCCUCAAUGGCCAAUAUGGUGCAUAUGGGGGGUACACCGCGCAUCGGUCCGAUGCUUUGUUCUAUGAGGUAUUGGACAUGAGUUUAAGUGACUACGAGAGCAAGAAGACUUUCAAGGUGACUUUGCUGCCGGAGGGCAUUACGAAAGAGGAAUUAGUAGAGGUUAUGGUGUCGCGUAACGGUACCGUUGCCGACCUUCUCGGACUCUUACAGAAGAAGGCCAACCUUGAUGAAAAGGCUAUCCAAGAGAUCCGACUUUUCGAGGCUCAAAGCGGCAAGCUCUAUAAGGAGUUCAAGGAAGACACUAAUGUGUCAGUCAUCAAUGAGUUCUCUACGCUCUAUGCGGCGAGGGCACCAGCCGAGGAGCUCAAUAUGGAGGGCGACGAUCGAUUGGUUAGCGCCUUCAACUUUGACCGGGAGCCUAACCGCACUCAUGGGGUUCCUUUCAAGUUUGUUGUGAAGCCGGGUGAGAUUUUUAAGGAGACCAAGGAGCGUCUUUCCAAGCGCACCGGUCUCAAGGGCAAGCCGUUUGAGAAGACUAAGUUUGCCGUCGUCGCCCGUGCGUCGUUCACGGCCCCCAAGUAUCUUGAAGAUGAUGACAUUCUCGCUGAUGUGAUCGGUCCUGAUGACUACCUGGGUCUUGACCAUCCUAGCAAGAGUCGCGGAUUAUGGGCUAAGAGCGAGAGCUUCUUCAUUCGAUAA
Messenger RNA from Penicillium cataractarum, 3393 nucleotides. RefSeq names its product ubiquitin-specific protease UBP15. The transcript has 11 exons. NCBI's taxonomy places the organism in Eukaryota, Fungi, Ascomycota, Eurotiomycetes, Eurotiales, Aspergillaceae. Gene Ontology annotation, biological process: regulation of protein stability; protein deubiquitination. The record is from RefSeq and is a predicted model, not a curated record. Gene Ontology annotation, molecular function: cysteine-type endopeptidase activity; protein binding; cysteine-type deubiquitinase activity. Gene Ontology annotation, cellular component: cytosol; nucleus. Bases 1 to 3393 code for a protein of 1130 amino acids.